Hypoxylon trugodes is the source of this 2005-nucleotide messenger RNA. RefSeq lists its product as uncharacterized. The record is from RefSeq and is a predicted model, not a curated record. The coding region runs from base 232 to 1365 and encodes 377 amino acids. The transcript has a single exon. Gene Ontology annotation, molecular function: heme binding. NCBI's taxonomy places the organism in Eukaryota, Fungi, Ascomycota, Sordariomycetes, Xylariales, Hypoxylaceae.
UCCUAUUUUGUCACGAGCUGAUCGCCUGAGCUGACGGCUAGGACCGCUGCAACAACAUAUCCAAACUUUCGAUGGCUAGAAGUUAGUGUUAAUAAAACCGGAUAGGAAUAUUCGGAAGGCACCUGAUUUGGCCAAUAGUAUCGCACUAAUUAUAACAAACCUCGUCUUCAUCCGCUGUUCCUGCCUAGGUCCUAUCGCAACAAAGCGUCAUCCUACUACCGUAUUGCCGCAAUGGCGAUCGUGGGUUUGUCGCUAGUUUUGGUUUCUGUAGUAUAUGUCGCAAUCUGGAAACCAUCUUUCGUUCAGACAUUCCUGGCGCUAUGGCGCGGCGAUCCGAGAAUUGAACAACCACCUACAACAGGUCGUCCUUCUCCAGCGGAGACCAAGGGAGAAGAAGGGGAUGACCAAUCAAUCGCAGCAAAGACAACCGGAAGAGAUUCUUUGUCCCCGGCGACAAUGCGAAAAUCAACCGACCGAGAAACAAUGCCGCCGCCUCCUCUCCCGCCUAAACUUGUGACGACGGAGCACAAUAGAAGCGCAGAGUCGCGUGCUAGUUCUUCACCACAAACCACACCCAAAGCGACGCCUUCAACACAUCUAAACGGCGUCAGCAUACCUUCAUUCUCCUUAUCGCCCGAACCUCCUGCCUCGGCCGCGGCAAUUGCUCGCACAACGGACGCCCAAACAACGCCCUCCGCUCUCCCUACUCUAUCCACCCCUUCUCCCCCUCCUCAGCCCGUGAUAUCAGCUCCGGCUCUAACGCCAGCAUCUACAACUCCCACACGAACAUCCAUGGCGCCACCACCCCGGCCUCCCGUCCUCAACACCAUAAACAACAGCAGCACCACGCCUUCUCUCCUAGGUGUACCCUCCCGCGGUCCCAUCCCAAACCGCCAACCCCAACAACAAUACGACCGACAACCCGGUUCCUCAACCCUCGCCCCACCCCCAACGCACUCCAGCAAGCCCACCAAGCCCUCACGCAAAGUAACUCUCGAACCCGGCCGCUCGCCCCUAGACUGGGCACGUCUAGCCAACCACCCCUCCUCCGACCUCCGGGGCCUAGGCGCCGGCGCAUCAUACCUACGCGUAACACCCAGCAUGUUAAAACAUCAAACCGGCCGCAAAGGCAAGGAUGCGUGGACAGCACUCGGUGGGCGAGUUUACAAUAUCACUCCCUACCUCCCUUUUCACCCAGGCGGAGAACCGGAGUUAUUACGUGUCGCGGGUAGGGAUGGGUCGAAGUUGUUCGGGGAGAUACAUCCUUGGGUCAAUUAUGAGACUAUGCUUGCUAGUUGCCUGAUUGGGUUAUUGGUUGAAGAGCAUGAGGCGAGGAGUUCGGGGGAGAUGGAUGAUAUGGAUUGAGUGCGCGAAGGAAUGGUUGAGGGGGGUUGACUUCGAUUAGGUGGAUUACGUCGAAUUCGACGUGGGAGACUUGUAUAACAACUACAAAGCGCGUGGCAAGCAUACAACACAGCGACGGAAAGGAUAUAUAGACAGCAUUGCAUAGCGUCGGUCGGGGUUGUACACCUAUAAACUGAACGGACGGCGGGUAGGCAGCAUCAUCAUGGAAUGGAUAUUCACAACGGAUUGGGUUGGAUCAGGUCAGGCCAGGCAAUUCCAUCGGGUAUUACACAUGGUAGAAUUUACACAGCUCGUAGUAGACAGCCGGGAAGCUUGGCUAGGUAUAUAAACGAGAUACCCCCGUUGAUAGAAACCAAAGCAAAUUGCUAAUGAGCAAAAGGGGUAGAAGUAGUAGUACAGCAUAUCCAUUAUAAAGGCAAGAUAUCCCAUCACCUUUUCCCAAAUUUGAACCGUAGCCCAUCAUCGCUUUCAUCAUCGCUACCAGCCACAAAACCGACACGGGACCGCUUCUUCGAUGGCGGCUCUUUGGUAGGUGGCGGGGCACCACGUUUAGUCGCUCUCGUAGGUUGUGUCUUUUGCGUUUUACUCUGCGUUGUCGUCCGAGUCGAUUGUGUUUGUGACUGAGAUGUCUGUUGCGACG